Molecule: messenger RNA, 3658 nt
Organism: Alternaria alternata
Lineage: Eukaryota; Fungi; Ascomycota; Dothideomycetes; Pleosporales; Pleosporaceae
Exons: 2
Coding region: 185-3565 (1126 amino acids)
Source: RefSeq, a predicted model, not a curated record
AUUGUUGAUCGAUCAUUCUUGAGCUUUCACUAUCACUCGACACUGAUUGGUCGCUGUGACAACAAGCACUCACUUUGACACGACCCAGAUACGGAACAAAAUUCCGUUGAUAUAUCAUCACCAGCAUCGCUUCUUUUCUUCAUUCAUAGCACGGCAGUCCUUUUGAAAGACCAUCAGUCCGAUAAUGCCCUCACUGAAGGACCUCAACUGCGCGAUCGAGCUGUCGGAAGGUCAACAGGCAUUGCAGGAGUUUGGUACUACGUACGGCGAUGGUUUCGUCGAAACCUUUAUUCCCGUACCUAGCAAGUCACAGACCUUCUCGAUUCACCUUACAUCCAACAAGUUCAUCGCUCCUGGCGUUGCAAUCUUUGUCUACGUCGACGGAAUUUACCAGUGCAACCGCAACAGGCAAGACUUGAAGCUUCGGAAGCCUUCAGAUAGCCGCUCUCUUGUCGAUUUUCGCGUACGUCAGAAGGAAGAGAGGCAGGAUGAUGGCUCGAUGGUUGCACGCGAGUGGGCCUUUGACAAGCUCAACAUUGCUUCAGCAGAUGAUGCGCCAGAUCUGUGCUCACCAGACGUCCUCCAAAACAUAGGAUGUAUCGAAGUUGUCGUCCUACGGUGCGCUGGAGCACGAAAUGCCAAGUCUGCCUCGACGAUGAACUUUGACGGAGCAGGAGAUUACCCUAAACAUCUCUAUGACUUGGAUGACACCUCUUCUCCAUCCAACGAGAGGUCCAUGUACGAUGAUCGGGGUCCCUUCUUCACUCCCUUUGACAAUGGCCACGGCCCACCACCUCCAAUUCCGUCUUACCACCCACCUUACGUGGAAACCACCCGCAGCCAGGAAGGCUCAACAUCGAGAAGCCGUCGCACCGCGCAUAGCCCUCAUGAGAUUUUCCCUCCAGCACCUAUCACUCGUCGUUCUGGACCACGCUCUGUAUAUUCCGAGGCUGUUAGCCCCGGGGCAAGGACCACGAACGAUCUUUCUUUGUCCGGUGUUCAAUAUGGCAGCGGUCCUAUCCCACAUGACGGACAGGUAUACGAAAAUCAAUCUUCAGGUGUCAGGGCUACACAACCUCCGGCUAUGGAUCCAAUGUGGCUGAACAAUCUUCUCGCUACAGCAGUAAAGCAGGGGGUGGAAGAAUCGCGACGGAUGGAUAUACAGUCAGAAUAUCAGACUAAAUACAAGAUACAAAAGGUUGAUGCAGAGACUACAAGUCAGUCACCUGGUGCAUGGCCUGAAUCUCCUUUGAAUAUCGGUCCGUCAUCACAUCGCCCAUCUGAGCCUGCAGUUUCGUCCUCACGCAACCGCGAAAGCGCCCAUCGGUCGCAGUGGGAUCAGUCUCAGGCUGGUUGGAGCGAGCGAAAAGCACGGAGCAGAGCAGGCACUCGCGUAACCUGGAUCGAGACGCCGCUAGACGAGACUACGUCUUCCAGUGCCGACAGGUGGACCUUGCGCGACAAAGCCGCGUCCGAUUCCUGGGACACUGGAGAUACUUGGCCGACUGACAGAGUAGCUGAGUGGGAAACUUCCAGCCAAAAGUGUAAAGCUUGGGCACCAAGCCAGCCCAGUCGUCAUAGCUCAGUACGCCGCUCCUCUAUUUCUCCCCACUCACAAGAGCGGCGAAGCUCGAAGCACGAUUCGCAGCGGAGAGCACGUUCCAAAUCGCGGACGAGUCAUCGGCGGCAAAAGUACGAGACUACUACAGAAGAUGAAGAACAGAUUGGAGCUUGGGAUCAUAUCAAAAGGCCUUCGGACUCCGUGGUCUCGUUGAGUAGCUCAGAUGCCACUAUCCAGCCGUCGCUUUCUCGAAGUCGGAUACACACGCCACGGCGGAGAUCCAAGAGCCUCUCUCGACGUUCCAAGUCAACACAGCGCGAAAAGCAGCGAAAAUCAUCACGACAUUCCCAUCGUACACCGACUGAGGAAACAGUACAUGCGAGGUCAGCGCCUGUACCUUCAGUGAAUGCAAGGUUGGCGCCGGUGGUCAUGAAUGCACCCAUUCCUGCUACUUCGCAUCAUACACAAUCAGAGCCGCCUAGCAUGUAUGUGGAUCCGCCACUCCCGGUCAUGCAGCUACCAGAAUGGGCUUCUCAGGUACAUGAUGCAACGCGCAAGCCUAGUAUUGCCGCCAGUACUUUAGCACCUGCACCAUACGCAUCUUCGCUGAAGGAUUUCGUACAGAGCACGAAGGGCAAGAUACGAGGAGGAUAUCGGUCGUCUUCUUCAUCUUCCUGGGGUAACAAUAAGAAAGAUGGCGCUGUGAAUAUGUCGUGGGGCAAGGCAACCAAGAAGGAUGCUGGUUGGAGCAAGAAGAGUGAUACAGGUUGGCAUGACAAGGGUUCUAAAGACAAUGAUAAGAAAGGCUGGUUCUCAACCGAUGAUGACACUUCCAAUGGCUGGGCGAAGGAUUAUGAUGACGAGACUAUCAAAGUUGCUGAUGGUUGGAACACGAAAGAGACCGGUUGGGAUACAACAGCAAUUCCUCCAACCGAGAAGAAACACGGCAAGAACGACCUAGCCGAUCUGAAAUCCGCUCUAAAAUCCGCCUUUAAGGAUCCAUCAGCUCCAGAAGCAGCUUGGAAGAAUCAGUCACGGGGCAUUCCGCGCAACACUGCAAAGCCUGCUACACAACAGGCGACGCCUACGCCCUUUACCACCGUUGCAGCACAGACACCGCCACCAUCGAAACAGCCCCAGCGUAUGAGUAAUAAAACCCUAUCCCAAUACCGGCCAAACCACCCUUCCUCCGGGCCUGCACCGUCACCAGCCCAACAAUCUGAACGCCAGAGCAACAAAUCGCUCGCAAAUUACCGCCCCAACUACCCCUCCCUCUCCUCGCCAAGUCCAAUCUCAGCACCACAAUCACAUUGGCAGUUCCCACCUCCCCCAUCGACUUCCCUCCCUGCCAACCCAAUCUCCUCAAACAGCACUUACAUCGCCCCUGAACUCCCCCGCCUGACAAUCUCUCAACGCACGUCCACAGCAAAGGGUAUCGAACAUGCCGUCCGACCAGGUAGAGCAACGCACUAUGGUCAUGCUGUGGGCAGACCGCAGUAUCUAGAUGGACUGGACAAACCGUAUGCGGUGUUUAGGUUCAAGUAUCGUAGUGUGAGUGUACUGAGAGGAAUGUUCGGGCGGGCGGUGGGCGAUGAGAGGAUUUCCCUGGCGAAUCAAAUGGACAAAAAAGAAGAAGAUGAUGAAGGAGACGGAGAUAAGGAAAAGGUCAAAGCUGUGUACUCACAGGACGAAUUGAUUACCAGGAUGAUGGAGUUGGAACGGAGACUCAAGCAUGUUGGUGUUGGCGCUGUUCAGAGUAGCAGGGAACCAGCGCGUAGUAGUGAGCCAGAGGAGAGGAAAAAACAGCGCAGAGUUAGUGCUGCGACAGAGGGCGCAGCAGCGAAGAAGUUUACGGAACAGUGGGUUGAGCGGCAUUCGAGGAAUCCGAGUGUCGUAGCGCAAAGUCUACAGAAGGAGAAGGCUAGGAAACAAGGGAAGAAGAACAAGGGAAGCGGGCUGGGGCGAGGAAAGGAAAGCGGACGAGAUGUGCGGACAGAAUGUUGAUGAGGGGGGUGUGAAAUGGAAAGUAGUUUGAACUUCCCUAGUUACUGGGAGGAAUGGGAUAGGAUUCCGUGAGGAGUAUGUAUAGUAGGUUUU